Amphibalanus amphitrite is the source of this 3065-nucleotide messenger RNA. RefSeq lists its product as uncharacterized. Gene Ontology annotation, biological process: proteolysis. Gene Ontology annotation, molecular function: serine-type endopeptidase activity. The record is from RefSeq and is a predicted model, not a curated record. Bases 195 to 2915 code for a protein of 906 amino acids. NCBI's taxonomy places the organism in Eukaryota, Metazoa, Arthropoda, Thecostraca, Balanomorpha, Balanidae. The transcript has 12 exons.
ACAGUCCAGGGGCCGGGCGGCGCCGAUUGGCCGCCUGGGGCGGUGACCUCGCGUGACCCGCGCCCGGGGCGCGGUCGGAGCGCGCUGCAGUCUGCGGCCGAGCCCGGCGCCGGGCGGUGGACGGGUGACGGAGAGGCGCGUGGAGCACAGCCGUCCGGUCUGAGCGUCACUCCGCCGGCCACCAGUCAGUCGUCAUGGCGGUCAAAGCGCCCGCGAUAGCCGUGCUGCUCUGCGCGUCGCUGGCAGCGGGGUUCAUACCGCCGCACCUGCGGCCGCCACUGUUCCCGCUGCCUGUGCCGGCUCCGUCCGUCGAGGCGCGUCCUCAGAAACACUUUACUGGCUCUGUGUGUCCGCCAGAGACGACGUGCGUCCGCCCGCAAGACUGUUCGCGUCAGUGCCGGCCCGGCUGGGAUUCGUUCGGUCUCGGCAGCUGCUACUGGGUGCCUCCGGCCGAGGCAGCCGCCCAGACGGCCGCACAGACCGCCUGUGCCGCCCUCGGCGCCCAUCUGCCCGUUAUUGAGAACGCAGACGAGCUGUCGCGGCUGCUGGUGUUCGGCGCUCAGUGGACGAACGCCACCUGGGACGCGCAGCGCUCCUCGUGGGUGUGGUCGGGCACCAGGCGCCCGGUGCAGUUCUCGGCUCUGGGCACCGCGCGGCCCGCCGAUGGCUCUGCGACCGUCGCCUGCCUGGUGGCUGAUCCGGGACCGCCGGCCUUCUUCAUACCCACGGACUGCACCGGGACGGCCCUCUACAUCUGCGAAACGGGAAGCCCCAGCGUCUCUUCGUGCGCCGGACAGAGUGGUCGCAUCUGCUGUGCAGUCAGCGCUGAUCAUUACGGAGAGCCGUGCUACAUCGACGAGCAGGGGACACGCUGCGAACAGCGGAUCCGCGAAGGUUACUUUCCGCUGGGCGAGAGCCUGGUGCGGCCCACGGAGGGCACGGACGAAGGACAGCUCUCCUGGGCGGAGGCGCGUGCGCUGUGCCGCGCGGACGGUGGCGACUUGCUGGUGAUCGACGACAUCCAGAUGGACGAGAGAAUUCGCAGCAUGCUGAGCGAGCUGGCGCCGCUCGGAGCCACAGAGUUUUACAUCGGCCUGAGCUCUGACGCCGCUGGAGCCUUCAGCUACGUCAACGGCACGGCGGCCGCGGCCGGCAGCGCCUACCUCAAUUUCGCCACGGCUGCGGACGCCGCGCGGCCCAACUCGUGCGCGUUCUACUCGGGCCGGGCCUGGGCCUCUGGUGACUGCAGCGUGGCGCGCGACUUUGUUUGCCACAUCCGUCGCGUGCGCCACAGCCUGCGGCAGGAGCCGCGGCGGCCGCGCUGCGGCGUCCGACACCCGCGCGGUGUGCUGGGCAAGAGCAGCGCACGGUUCGCCCCGCCGCCGCUGCCGCUGCCGCUGCCGCAGAUACCACCGCCGCCGGGGGGAGACGACCGGCGCGGAGCUGCGCAGUUCGGGGAGAUUACCUGGCAGGCGGCCAUCUGGAUCCGGUCGGGUGCCAACGGACACGAGUUCGCCUGCAGUGGCGCCCUGGUGCACUCCAGCUGGGUGCUGACGGCAGCGCGCUGCGUGGCUGACACCGAGCCGGCGGACAUCAAGGUGACGGUGGGAGACUGGAACCUGGACGAGACGCGCCCCGUCAGCCUGCCGCCCGUGGCGGUGGAUGUGACGCGCAUCCGAACCUCACCGGGCCGGGUGUCUCACGGUCCGUUCGGCCCGGUACUCGAGCCCGGCCGUUUGGCGAUGCUGAGGAUCACUCCGGAACUGGACGGCGAUGAAUACCCGCACGUGGGACCCGUGUGUCUGCCCGAUACCAGUCUGCUGCAGGACGUCCACCAGCUCAGGUGUGUGGUGACCGGCUGGCGGGGCGGACUGCAGCCGACCCACCAGCCGUGGAGGCAGCAGCCCAACCCCGACCUGCGGGACAUUCUCAGGAAGUUUGAGACUGGUGUGCUGCGGCACGAUCCGGACUGCCAGGACCUGGCCCACCACCUGAAACAUCUCAAACAGCGUCCGCCGCAGCCGCCGCCGUUCGCGCCGCCGUUCCCGGGGCCGUACCCCUGGCCGCCGCGCCCCGUGCCGUUCUCUGUCGAGGGCCGCGACGCACUGGAGCCGCGUGACGGCUUCUCCUUCCGACCGCCGCCGUUCUUCGGAGCCCCGCCGCCCCCGCUGCCGCCGCCAGCCGCCUCUGAUCAGCCCGAACUGUUCAUCUGCCCGCGAGAGCCGCGCUGCAUCCCGGACCAGGGGGCACUGCUGGCCUGUGCGCUGCCGCCACCGCCGCCCCCGCCGCCUCUGCACCGCCCGCCGCUGCCGAGACCGCCGCCCUUCUUCCGCAGCGCCCAGAACGAGACAGAAGGCGACACCGCUACCGCAGAAACCACUACAUCCGUCCCCACCGGACCUGUGGACGCCUAUGAGCAGCUUUCCAAGGGCUUCCGGCCGCCCGUCGACAAGCAAACGGCUGCCAAACGCGCCAGGCGCAGUCCGGAGUCCGGUGGCGAGCCCUCGGCGCCCGUUGCAGCAGCCGCCGCCUCCGCCUCAGAGGGGGCAGCGGGGUCCGCCUCGGCCCAGGCACCCGUCGAGGGGCCGGGCGCAGGGUCCGCCCGGUCCGCUGCCCCGGAGGGAGACUCUGGCCGGACGGACGGCCGGGCUGCGUUCGUGCUCCCGCACAGUAUCAUCGGGGCGUUCCACUCGGCGCCUCCGCCGCUGGUGGGCGGGGGCCUGGGCGGCGGGCUGGGGCCGGACACUGAACCGGCCGGUGAGCCCGCCACCGCCGGUAGUCGACACUACGACGCCUAUGUGCUGGUCGGAGUGGCCAGCUCAGCCACCGACGGCUGCGUCACUGGACGAAUGGUGUUUGACGACAUCAUCCAGGAGUCUGAGUUCAUCCAGCAGGUUGUGCAUAGGGGCGGUUAGAGGGCGGGGUGGGGUUAGGACGCGGUGAUGAGUCUUAGGACAAACUCAUUGAAGGCUGGUUCCAGUAGCUUGGGCUCAAUUGGCUGUAAAUUGUAUGCUAGAAGCCUGUUACAGGGUGUUACGAGAACAAUAUAUUUUAUAUGGAGCCAA